Neogale vison (American mink) is the source of this 13005-nucleotide messenger RNA. RefSeq names its product A-kinase anchoring protein 13 (gene AKAP13). The coding region runs from base 76 to 8496 and encodes 2806 amino acids. Gene Ontology annotation, molecular function: guanyl-nucleotide exchange factor activity; MAP kinase scaffold activity. The transcript has 38 exons. The record is from RefSeq and is a predicted model, not a curated record. NCBI's taxonomy places the organism in Eukaryota, Metazoa, Chordata, Mammalia, Carnivora, Mustelidae. Gene Ontology annotation, biological process: positive regulation of canonical NF-kappaB signal transduction; adrenergic receptor signaling pathway; regulation of Rho protein signal transduction. Gene Ontology annotation, cellular component: membrane; actin cytoskeleton.
UCUCGGUGGCGACGGUGCGGAGCUGCUCCGGCUGGGCCCGCGGGGGAGCCCCGGGCGCCGCACGUGUCCUGGGUCAUGAAACUUAAUCCACAGCAAGCUCCAUUAUAUGGCGAUUGUGUGGUUACCGUGUUGCUGGCUGAAGAGGACAAAGUUGAGGAUGAUGUAGUUUUUUACUUGGUAUUUUCGGGUUCCACCCUCCAUCACUGCACAAGUACUCGGAAGGUCAGCGCUGAUACGCUGGAGACCAUUGCUCCUGGCCAUGACUGCUGUGAGACCGUGAAGGUGCUGCUCUGUGCUUCCAAGGAGGGCCUUCCCGUGUUUGUGGUGGCCGAAGAAGACUUCCAGUUCAUCCAGGAUGAGGCGUACGAUGCAGCCCAGUUCCUCGCGACCAGUGCUGGGAAUCAGCAGGCCCUGAACUUCACUCGUUUUCUUGACCGAUCAGGACCCCCAUCUGGGGAUGUGAAUUCCCUUGACGAGAAGGUCGCCCUGGCAUUCAGACACCUGAAGCUGCCGGCGGAGUGGAACGUGUUGGGGACGGAUCAGACUUUGCAGGAUGGCGGUCCCCGGGAGACGCUGAUGCACUUUGCCGUGCGGCUGGGGCUGCUGAGGUUGACGUGGUUCCUGCUGCAGAAGCCAGGUGGCCGCGGGGCUCUCCGCGUGCACAACCAGGAAGGAGCGACACCCGUGAGCCUGGCCUUGGAGCGGGGUUAUCACAAGCUGCACCGGCUUCUGACCGAGGAGAAUGCUGGGGAGCCAGACUCCUGGAGCAGUUUAUCCUACGAAAUCCCGUAUGGAAACUGCUCUGUGAGGCAUCAUCGCGAGUUGGACGUCUAUACCUUAACCUCUGAAUCCGAAACAUGUCAUGAAGUCCCAUUUCCUGGAGACAGUUGCACUGGACAUAUUUUUAAACUUAUGAACAUCCAACAGCAGCUAAUGAAAACAAAUGUUAAGCAGAUGGACAGUCCUGUGCCCUUAAUGGUGACGGCACAGGAUCCUUCAAGUCUGCCCAGUGCCCGAGAUCCAGAUGGCCGGUUUCUUUGCUGCACGUCGGAUCCCGGGGACAGCCAGCCACGCUUGUCUCUACCUGAAGACCCUGAGCCUCGUCCGUGUGGCCACAGGAGCCCUGUGGGGGAGACUGAACGUUCCUCCAGUUUGUCAGGUGUGGCAGCGGAAGAGAACACAGACUGUUCCUGUAGGAAGGAAACCGGAGGUGUGGGGGGAGCAGGGGACGAGGCGGAGCCCUCACUUACUGCGGACUGUGGAGCGGUGUCUGAUCCCAGCAGCCGCCUUCUGAGCAUACCUGCUAGUGGAGGAGAGGCCACCGGAGACUUUCCAUCCGGUCAAGUCAGAAAUGGAGAAACUGGAACAAAGUCUUCCGCACCGGUCACAGACCAGGAGUCUCUAAGCACUGGAGACCACGUCCUGCAGGGAGACGUGGCCGCGCAACCGGGCUCCGCUCCCACUCCGCCCUUCUCUGGAGGCGAACUGGCAGUCAGCGUCGCAGGGACUGCAGGGGAGACAGAACGUGGUCUCCCGGACGUCAGCGCCGCCAUCCAGAAGGAUGUGCUUGAAGUAAGGGAAGGUACAAAGGAAAAGUUUGAGGACUCUCCGAUCAGCACAGCCGGAGCCUCUGACGUAAAAGUCACGAGGCAGCCUGCAGAUAAAGCCGCUGCUCCCAACCGCGUCUCUGCCAGUGGCUCCCUGGGUGCUAAUGAACCUGCUGAGUCUUUACUUGCUUCUAGGAAGGGAGAAGCCUCCCCUGUGAAAUCUGCAGAGACAGAAGCUUCAAGAAGUUGUGAAGGGAAUGCUGGGGCUCCCGUGGGUCAGAGCUCCCCGGUAGCUCCAGCUGCUGCAGAAGACCCGACUUCAGAUGGUCUCGGUCCUUCUGCUCCCUUGGCAGGCACAAGUGAGGCAGCGUCCCCCUCCGAUCUGACCUUCCUGGGGCCACGAAAAGACGCGCCGAACGAGAAAUCGGAAACUGAUUCAUCUCUCAUUCAGAGCCAGAUCAGCCAAUCACCCCUCUGUUCUACACCUGGAGGGGACACUCCGUGUGCCACCCCUGCCCGUGGGCAGAGCACAGUGACUACUGGGGGCGUCCUGGCUGUGGAACGCUGUGGUGGCCUAGGUACCCAGCCCGAGGGCACCGCCCCAGGACUGCACCCUACACAGCAUCUCCCCCCGGCCCUCUGCUCUGAAGGUCCCCAGGCUCACACAGCCACUCCUGACCCUCUAAAAGGCACCCAGGAACAGGCGGAAUUUUGUCCUCUUGAAGUUUCGGAUAAAAAGGGCCAGAGAAAAGAUUGGAACCUCGGAACAGCUUUAACAAAUAUGCUUGAGGUGCAGCCGCAGGUGCUUGUCCCCAACGCCGGGAAAGAACUGAUGCCAGACCAGGCCGUGACAUCAGACAAGACUUCUCUGGCAAGCAGGCCAGGCAGUGAAUCAGUAACCAAAGAUGACGCACUUUCUCUUGUCCCCUCCCAGAAAGAAAAGGGAACAGCAACUUCUGAACUACAUACGGCUACAGAUGGUGGAGAUGGCCCAGGCGGAGAUUGGAGCGGUCCUCAUAAGCAGCCCUCAGAAGACGGUGCUGUAGGCCUGCCCGUGCCCUCCACUGCUCUCCAUCGUCGGCCCAGAAUGGGUAAUACCAGCCCCAUGGGACUUAGUGGGGAACAGGGGGCUCCCCACCUUUCAGCAGCCCCCGAAGUUCUGGAUCUCGAGGGGGGCACUGACGCUUCUCUGCUGCGUGCCGGUAAGGCCACCGUGGCCUCCGAUUCUGUUCUGACUGAGGUAGGAAAGACUCUGGUGGUUCUGGAAAGCUCUGAAGCUCAAGGACAAGAUAGCGGGGAUAAAGCAGUGACUUGUGCCUCUGUUAAGGAAGACACUUGUUCCUCAGGAGCGUUUCAGGAAGAGCAGAGAACUCCACCUCCCAGACAGGAGGCACUGGGGUUCUGCGGAGAGCGGAGUUCGGCUGUCUGCGCCGAGGACAGAGCACUUGAGGGCGGCAGUCCCCGGGGCGCAGCCUUGGCCUGCCUGAACGCAGAAGCUGAGUGUAACCCGGAAGUGGCCCCGCCAGUCUCGCUGCUGACUGAAGGUGGGGCUGCACAGAGCCUGGUGCCACGGGGAGCAAGUCUGGCUGCAGACCCACACCAGGAAGCCUCGGGUGCAGAGCAGAGCGGCUCGGCUGCGUUGCCAGGUGUGUCACCAGAGGGGGCUGGGGCUCUGGCUUGCAGUCGGUCUUCUGCUCUGGAUAUUGGCGUGCAGAACCCUGAAUCCCAAGGUAAAAGCCGUGCUGGUGAGGUGAGCGGAAAUGUGGGGUUGGAUGUUGCUGUGGUUAAUGCCACAGAAGAUACUGUCGGGGCCAGAAGAGAGGCUGUAUCACACACCGCCCAAGACCUCCCGAUUUCAGAAGCCUUGAGCCAGGAGAAGACUGUGGUCCUGGAUUUGCCGGGAGCCUCAGCAGAUGAAGGUGUGAUGGACCUGCAGGGCGCCGCCGCUCCCGAGAUGGUGCCUGUGGGUUGGAAGGAGGCGGACCGCAGCGGUGGCGCGGCCGAUGGCAGCGGGGCACAGGUGGAUGCUGACGCGCGCCACGUCCUCCAGCAGCCACCUGCCAGAGAGCUCCCCACCGACACCGGACUCUCAAACGGUGGUGAGCCGACCCCAGGCGGGGCAGGGGGCACUCCCCCUCUACCCUGUGCCGUGUCUCUGCCCGAAGGAGCAGGCUCCAUUGAGGAGGCUGCGAGUCGCAUAGUGGAGGCCGUCCUGGACCAAGUCAAGUCCUCGGGAGCCCUGAUCACUGGGCGGGGGACUGGUCACAUGUCACCGUCCAGCCCUUCAGAGUCAGGCCCAGUGACUGAGCAUCCAGAGAGUGCUUCUGCAGGCCAAGGGAGCUCUUUCCUGCCUGGGCGGCCCCCACACAUGGGCAGUAUCUGCGAGGAAGCCCCUGGCAGCUUUGCAGGGGGGUUGGCUGAAAGGAAGAAGCUGGAGAAGAUGGUUCUGGCCGCUGAAGGGUCUGGGCCCACAACAGAAAUGCCAGACUUGAAAGCUGCAGAUGAAGUGGAUUGUCUGAGUAAUGCCAGGGCGAGCUCGGCCUCUGCAGAGGUGGUCGUAGGAGCCGCAGCUGCCGCACCUGACGUGAAGCAAGGCCUGGCGACCCAGGCGAUAAAUCGAGAAAGCUGGUGUACGAUAAAGCCGUGCCCCGAUACAGCACCUCUGUUAGCCCCCACACAGAGCCCAGAAUGUGAGAACUUCCUGGAUGUUGGACUGGGCAGAGAGUGUGCCUCAAAACAUGGAGUCCUCAAAAGAGAAUCCGGCAGUGACUCUGACCUCUUUCACUCACCCAGCGAAGACGUGGACAGCAUCAUCUUCCCCAAGCCGGAGGAAGAGCCGCUGGUCUGUGACAUCACCGGAUCCAGUUCGUCCACCGAUGACACCGCUUCCCUGGAUCGACAUUCUUCUCACGGCAGUGAUGUGUCCCUCCCCCAGAUUUCAAAUUUGAACAGGUCCAGAGAUCAGCAGGGUCUUGACGGCUUCUACAGCCAUGGCAUGGGAGCCGAGGGUCGAGAGAGCGAGGGCGAAGCUGCCGGCUCAGGUGAGAUGGAGGAGGAGGAAAUGGACAGCAUCACCGAGGUGCCCGCCAACUGCUCUGUGCUGAGGAGCUCCAUGCGCUCCCUGUCCCCUUUCCGGAGGCACAGCUGGGGUCCUGGGAAGAACGCGGCCAGCGAUGCAGAAAUGAACCAACGCAGUUCAUUGCGAGUUCUGGGGGAUGUUGUCAGGAGACCUCCCAUUCAUAGGAGAAGUAUGAGCUGGUGUCCCUCUGGUGUGCACUACUCUGCUGCCCUGAGUGCUGACUUUAAUUACAGAAGUUUCAGCCUAGAAGGCUUGACAGGAGGAGCUGGUGUCGGAAACAAGCCAUCUUCAUCUCUAGAUGUGAACUCCUUAAACCCCAAAGAGCUCAGGCACCCUUUCGGUGGUGAAGAAAGGGGUGACUCUUUGAUGUCACUUUCCGAAGAGGAUCUGGAAUCAGGCCAGAGAGAGCACAGGAUGCUUGAGCAGCAGGCAUGUCACAGAGCUAAACAACAGGGAUUCAAUUACUGUACAUCAGCCAUUUCCUCUCCACUAACAAAAUCCAUCUCAUUAAUGACAAUCAGCCAUCCUGGGUUGGACCAUUCACGGCCUUUCCACGGUACCAGCGCCAACCUGACUGAGAGCAUAACAGAAGAGACCUAUAGUUUCCUGCCACAAAGCCCCUCCAAGAAAGAUUUUGAAGGGAAGAGUGGAACAAAAGUCAGUCGUACAUUCAGCUACAUCAAGAAUAAAAUGUCCAGCAGUAAGAAGAGCAGAGAAAAGGAGAAAGAGAAAGAGAAGAUUAAGGAGAAGGAGAAAGAUUUGAAGGAGAAAGAGAAGGAUAAGAAGACGGUCAACGGGCACACCUUCAGUUCCAUCCCCGUCGUGGGUCCGGUCAGCUGUAGCCAGUGCGUGAAGCCUUUCACCAGCAAGGAUGCCUACACGUGUGCAGGUUGCGGUGCGUUUGUCCACAAAGGCUGCAGAGAAAGUCUGGCGUCCUGUGCAAAGGUCAAAAUGAAGCAGCCCAGAGGGAGCCUUCAGGCGCAGGACACGUCUUCGCUGCCCACAGUCAUCAUGAGAAGCAAGCCCUCACAGCCCAAGGAGCGGCCUCGGUCUGCAGUCCUCCUGGCGGAUGAAGCCGCUGCCAUUCCCAUGUUUGCCAACAGACGGUCCCAGCAGAGUGUGUCCCUCUCCAAAAGUGUCUCCAUACAGAACAUUGCUGGAGUUGGCAAUGACGAGAACAUAUCAAACACCUGGAAAUUCCUGUCUCAUUCAACAGACUCACUCAAUAAAAUCAGCAAGGUCAAUGAGUCAACAGAGUCGCUAACUGAUGAGGGAGUAGGUACAGACAUGAAUGAAGGACAGCUAAUGGGGGACUUUGAGAUGGAAUCUAAGCAACUAGAAGCUGAGUCCUGGAGUCGCAUUGUGGACAGCAAGUUUCUGAAACAGCAAAAGAAAGAUGUGGUCAAACGGCAAGAAGUGAUUUAUGAGCUGAUGCAGACCGAGUUGCACCACAUCCGGACGCUGAAGAUCAUGAGCGAUGUGUACAGCCGCGGGAUGAUGACCGAGCUGCUCUUCGAGCAGCAGACGGUGGAGAAGCUGUUCCCCUGCUUGGACGAGCUGAUCAGUAUCCAUAGCCAGUUCUUCCAGAGGAUCCUGGAGCGGAAGAAGGAGUCUCUGGUGGAUAAAAGCGAGAAGAACUUUCUCAUCAAGAGGAUGGGAGAUGUGCUGGUGAAUCAGUUUUCAGGGGAGAACGCAGAGCGCUUAAAGAAGACAUACGGCAAGUUUUGCGGGCAGCACAACCAGUCUGUGAGCUACUUUAAAGACAUUUACACCAAGGAUAAGCGGUUCCAGGCGUUCGUGAAGAAGAAGAUGAGCAGCGCCGUGGUGAGGAGGCUGGGCAUCCCGGAGUGCAUAUUGCUGGUGACCCAGCGGAUCACCAAAUACCCAGUUUUGCUCCAGAGAAUACUGCAGUGUACCAAAGACAAUGACGUGGAGCAGGAGGAUCUGGCUCAGUCCCUGAGCCUGUUGAAGGACGUGAUUGGAGCCGUGGACAGCAAAGUGGCAAGUUACGAAAAGAAAGUGCGUCUCAAUGAGAUUUAUACGAAGACAGACAGCAAGUCGAUCAUGCGGAUGAAGAGCGGCCAGAUGUUUGCCAAGGAGGAUCUGAAGCGGAAGAAGCUUGUGCGGGACGGGGGUGUGUUUCUGAAGAGCGCCACGGGGAGGUUGAAAGAGGUUCAAGCAGUUCUGCUUACCGACAUUUUAGUGUUCCUUCAAGAGAAAGACCAGAAAUACGUCUUUGCAUCAUUGGACCAGAAAUCCACUGUGAUCUCUUUAAAGAAGCUGAUUGUCAGGGAAGUGGCCCACGAGGAGAAAGGUUUAUUCCUCAUCAGCAUGGGGAUGAAGGACCCCGAGAUGGUGGAGGUGCACGCCGGCUCCAAGGAGGAGCGGAACAGCUGGAUCCACAUCAUUCAGGACACGAUCAACACCCUGAACAGAGACGAAGAUGAAGGAAUUCCUAGCGAGAACGAGGAAGAGAAGAGGCUGCAGGACACCAAAGCCCGAGAGCUGAAAGAGCAACUCCAGCAGAAGGACCAGCAGAUCCUCCUCCUCCUGGAAGAGAAGGAGAUGAUUUUCCGAGACAUGACCGAGUGCAGCACCCCCUUGCCGGAGGAUUGCUCCCCAACGCACAGCUCUCGGACCCUCUUCCGCUCCAACACAGAAGAGGCUCUCAAAGGAGGACCUUUAAUGAAAAGUGCAAUAAAUGAGGUGGAGAUCCUUCAAGGUUUGGUGAGUGGAAGCCUCGGCGGCACGCUGGGGCCAGCGGUCAGUAGCCCUAUUGAGCAGGAAGGCCUGGUGGGUCCUGUCUCCUUGCCCCGGAGAGCAGAGACCUUUGGAGGAUUUGACAGCCAUCAGAUGAACGCUUCAAAAGGAGGUGAGAAGGAAGAGGGAGAGGACGGCCAGGAUCUGAGGAGAACCGAGUCGGACAGCGGUCUGAAAAAGGGUGGAAAUGCUAACCUGGUAUUUACGCUUAAAAGAAACAGUGAGCAGGUCGUCCAGAGUGUCGUUCACCUCCACGAGCUCCUCAGCGCGCUGCAGGGCGUGGUGCUGCAGCAGGACAGCUACAUCGAGGACCAGAAGCUGCUGCUGGCCGAGCGCGCGCUCACCCGGAGCUCGUCGCGCCCCAGCUCGCUGGUGGAGCAGGAGAAGCAGCGCAGCCUGGAGAAGCAGCGCCAGGACCUGGCGAACCUGCAGAAGCAGCAGGCGCAGCACCUGGAGGAGAAGCGGCGGCGCGAGCGCGAGUGGGAGGCGCGGGAGCGGGCGCUGCAGGAGCGCGAGGCGCGGCUGGCGCAGCGCGAGCAGGACGUGCGGCGCGGCCAGCAGGAGCUGGAGCGCGAGCGCGACGAGCUGCAGCUCCGCAAGGGCGCCUACCAGUGCGACCUGGAGAGGCUGCGCGCCGCGCAGAGGCAGCUGGAGCGGGAGCAGGAGCAGCUGCGGCGCGACGCCGAGCGGCUCAGCCAGAGGCAGGCGGAGCACGACGCCCAGCAGGUUUCACAUCAGCACAGCAAGCUGCUGCGGAUCCCGUCCUUCCUUCCGAAUCCGGAGGAGCCCCCCUUGCCGCCUGUACCUUCCAUAGCCAAAUCGGGAUCCCUGGACUCCGAACUCUCAGUGUCCCCAAAAAGAAACAGCAUCUCUCGGACACACAAAGAUAAGGGGCCUUUUCACAUACUGAGUUCCACCAGCCAGCCAAACAGAGGCCCAGAGGGUCAGGGCCAGACCCCCGCGCCCGCCUCCGCCUCCACCCGCCUGUUUGGGUUAGCGAAGCCGAAGGAGAAGAAGGAGAAGAAAAAGAAGAACAAAGGCAGCCGCUCUCAGCCCGGUGAUGGCCCUAUGUCAGAAGUGCCCACAGAGGGUGAAGAGAUCUUCUGCUGACCCUGCCCUCUGCCAUGGCCACCGCCUCCUGCCCUGGCCCGUGGUCACCAGCCCCACCUCUCCUCCUGGUCCCGGGUGUGGUCUCUUACCUUGGACACAGAGCUGCCCCACGUCCCGGACCAGAGGGACAAUGAUCUCGAAGGUCAGGGUGGGGCAGGAGACCCGGGCUCAGCGGCUGCCUGUGGCUCACGCCGACAGUAGACGGCCCCAGAAGUCCAGGCGAUGGUUUCAGACACGUCAGGAGUCUCUAAAGGCUGAAAGAAGUGUGGAACUAAGGUCUGAAAUUCUACCUUUUGAGGGACACAAGCAACAGGCAAACGGCAGAUAGUUUGGACUUGGUCUGUGUACAUAGUUACCCUUCUGCACAUACACGUGGGGUGCGCCAGAAUUAGGCGCCAUCUGUAGCGGAGACCUGGCCAGCUUGGCACAGGAGGUGCCACCCGGCCCUGCUCCAGGAGCACGCGGGCACUCGCCUCGUACCCGCCUAGUCGUCCGGGUGAUCCUGUCACCCUGCCCCGUGCACACCUCCUCCCUUUCUGCAUGUUUCAUUUUAGAAGGGAUGGCACACGUCUGAAAACCGGUGAGAGAAGGGGUGAUGUGGUUAAGAAGCAUGUAGAUAGAUAGAUACAUAUAUAUGUGCAUGUGGGUGUACAUAUAUACAUGAUCUAUACCACCUUCAUUUUGGUGUUUGUCAUUUAAAAAGAAAAUCUGUAAUUUUAACAUGAAAUCCAAAGAAAUUAUAGUCUGGCUUUCCAGGAUGUUGCCCGCAUCCUCUGGGCAUAGAUGAAGUAGAGAAAAGUCUCCACGUCCUUACUCCUGCAUGGUGACACUUUUUGGUUGUCACUGACCCACAGCCUCCUUAAUACCAUCCCGCGGGCAGCGGCUGCUGCGGCAGCAAGGUUGUCCCCACCCCUGCACUAGGACAGUGGCCCGCGUCGGUUCAGGGGAAGGCGUUCGGUCCCUCUGUCGUCGUCGUCCUGUUUAGAGCAGCUCAGCCCGAGCGGGCGCUGGCCCCGCUGUGGCUGGGAAACGUGCUGGUCCUGUAGCGGGAGGCCAGGGCAGAAUUGGAUUUCUGGAAGCGUUGCUCCAAUCUCAAGGUCUGGUGGUUACUGUACUCCGCCCCCUCGAAGGUGUGUCCCGGACGCGGCCUGGUUUCCCUUCUGUCCCCCGCGCUGGCCGGGAUCCCCGAUUGCUGGAGGCUCGCAGCCAGUGCUAGAGCAGGGCGGUGCCCGGAGGUCCUCGAAGCCCCCGUCUCCCUGCUGGACUCCAUCCUGCCCGCGCGGGGAGACCCUGGAAAAGUCUGUGCUUUCAGUGUGCCCUUCCCUGCCUGCUUUUUGCCUCUCAGGAGCCUGGGUCUUUGAACAUACUUCUUAAAAAAACAAAAAUCUGUAACUUGGUGCUUGUUGAUGAAUUGCAAGCUGGCCUUGCAGAUGGAGAUAUUUAUCUUUCAGUUUAUUUGAAAGAGGUCUGGUUUAAAACUGUUAGCUUAGACUUAUUUAUUGCGUGUGUGUGUGUGUGUGUGUGUGUGUGUGGUAAGGGUGAACACACCAGCCCAACGGUUCCCGCCGUCUGGUCGAUGCAGAACGUGAACAGCGCUGCUCGCUCCUCCGCGUCUGUCCAAGUGCCUCGAGGGCCCAAAGGAAAGUUAAAGGUUGGGGAAGGGGAGUCCAGGUCCUUCCCUCUUCUCACCCCCCACCUCCUCCUUGGAUCCAGGGAGGUCUUCUCCCUUGCCUGAGUCAAGAAGCUUGUGCCCCGUGAGUUACAUUCACCCGUUGGUGUCUGAGAACUCUCUUAGCCGGCAGAAGCAGACGGAAGAACAAAGCCAGCUAAGCUCACCCGCCUCUGAACCGCGCUGUACCCCUGCCACACCCCGAGCCGCGAAAACAUGGGUCACGUCCUGGCCUUGGUCCACCCGCUCCGAGCCACAGCCACGCCGGCCACGGUUCUCCUCGAAGCACGUGGCGCGCCGGGUCUGUCCCCCUCUGGGGCUCGCCGUGGGCCGCCGGAGGGAACGGCACCGGGGCGGGAAGCCUGCGCCCUCCCUCCUCGGUGUCACCUAGGCCAGGCCCCGGCGUUCCCUGAGCUCGCACGCGCUGCCGCCGCGACGGGCCCUCCCGCCCGCGCCACUGACGCGCUGUGGCCCCGAGUUUCUGGCCCCGCUGCCCAAGCUUGACGGCGGCUCCAGAGCGUCUCUUACCCCAACCAGCUCUGAGGUGGGGCUGCUCUGCGGGUGGUGGUGACGGUGGUGGUGACGGUAGCGGCUCGGCCGGCGCCACCCGCCAAUCACUGAGCUCGCGGCUUCGGGGUAGACCCGUGCAGAAGCGGAUUUGGGGGGGAGCCGCCCGCGCCCGGGCCACCUGCCCGCCUUCACCGGAAGCCCGGUCGGCGGCGCAGAGGGACAGCGGCUUCCCCAGAGCCGCGCUGUCACAGGUCUUUCUCGUCCCCCCGGAAACUGAACUCCGGGACCUCCGCUGCCGGGCUUGUUGCUGCUUGGGCUUGGCACCUCGAGAACCAUCUGGUUCCGGAGUCUGAGGUCCCGUCUGGGCUCUUGUCUUGUGAGAAACGGGUCUUCUGCCCGGGGGACUCGAAGGCCGUUCCCUGUUGUGUCCUCCAGGGAGCAAAUGCCUGACGCCAGCCAGAGCUCCCAGGUUUCCGGGGUCUAGUGAAGUUCCUGGAGGGAGGCUCGCUUCUGUCUCAAAAAUUCUAUCAUCUCAGAAGUUGUCACCCCAGCCGGGUGACAUGCACUUUAAAUGCUCUCGUCUGUUGGCUUCUUUUCGGGGACAAUCCGCUGUGUGAACUUUUCUUGUUUGAUAACAGAGGGUUAAAAACAUGCAAAUUGCCAUGAUUUCGUCUUUGCCAACAUUCCAUUCUCUACCCCCACGAGAGCAAUCUGUGGGGAAGAAAUCCUUAGCAAGAUUUGUUUUGGUUUUUUGUUUUUUUUGAAAAGGUACGAAUCUUACCUUUCUCCCUCUUAAGUCUCAGGGUAGCACCACUGACGUCGUCAGUGAGAACAUUCUCUUGCUGAGCCCCUAGGAGCUAGCAGGAAGCACCAAUUUUCAAGACCCUUGGGGUUUGUUGUACCUUUCCUGGGGAGGGGGGCAGGUAUGGGGGUGCAGGGGUUUAGUAAGGUAGACUCUGCCUUAAGCGAGGGGCAGAACCAUACCUUAGAGGCCAGGACUUGAUCCAGAAGUUGGGGGUUCGCGUUGGUGGUAUAGUGGUUAGCAUGGCUGCCUUUCAGAAGUUGGGGGUUCACAGAAGUACUUAAUAUUUCAUUGCUGGGUCUCUAAGGCUUCUCCACUGCCAGUUCUCUCUCCCCGAGGAUAGGGGCGUUUGCCCCAAGGAGGGCGCGGAGGGGGCUGAGUCCACUCCAGUGCCGAUGGGUGACGGGUUGUGCCAGGCCAGCCGAGCCCUGGAGGGUGUUGGAGACACUGUUCUGGUGAUGGGCCUCUGGCCACACACACGUGGCUUGGAGGGGCCCCCAGAGGGGAUCCGCGGCCGUGGCCUGGGGAAGCCCGGAACCAGCCCUGUAGCUUCGACGGCAGUGGUUGAGUGACACGUGUGCCUCGCGCCCGCCUUCCGGCCGGACCCACACGGGCCGGUGGCGCUGGGGCCCCGCGAGCUCGCCGACACGCAGAGACGAGGGGAGGGCCAGGAGUUCGUUGUGGUUUGCGUCUUUUUUCUCCCAACAUCGCCUAACAUUCCUAGUUAACCAGAGCUCUGGGAUCUACUGCCUGCUGGCCAGGUUGUAAAGUGGAAAGUAUUUUAAUGCUGCCAUAAAAGUAAAAUCAAAACAAAAACAGAAAAAAGGAAGGGAAGGACAAAGGCUUCUUUCCUUGUACUCCUCUAAUUUAAUUUGUCAGAAGAUCGACAGGCCUUGAAUGAAUUCUCCAUCUCGCUAAGGCUGGAAGCCGGGCAAACCCAGCCGGCGAACGGCCUCCGGCCCCAGACCACGCCACCUGCUCUGCACACCCCGCUGAGCCCGGCCUGUGCCGGGGCCCCUCUCUGCCGCAGAGCAGAGGGUGCUGCCCCCCCCCACCCUGCCCCUUCAGCCCCGAUACUUACCCAGCUUGAGCUCUCCAGCCUUCCGCAGCCACCCACCAGGGGCCCGUCCGGUCAGCUUGCCCAUGGUCAUGGUUCAGCCUGUGGUUUCCUGUGUUCUUACCCGCUGCGGGCGUGCGAGACGCCCGGACCUGCAGGAGGGCGAGUACCGUACACCUUAUACCUCUGCUUUUGUGGUUUUCAACUGCUAGACAAACAUUUCUGUGCUAGAUUCUUUUAAAUAAAAAGGGGUUAAGACCCAGAUGCUGUAUAUUAAUUUGUAAUUAUGUAUAAAGUAAAGCAGUUUUAAACUGUAAAAAAAAAAUUUUUUUUUUCAGUGUGUUUUCUGGGAUUUUGCCACAACAUACUGGCAUUGUAUUUUAUUUAUCUUCCUGUCUAGUUACUGGCUUCGGACUCUACUUGUAAAGUCCCCUCCACCCUUUCAAAAAAUAAAUGUCCUCUAAGUCUCAA